Molecule: messenger RNA, 4595 nt
Organism: Jaculus jaculus (lesser Egyptian jerboa)
Lineage: Eukaryota; Metazoa; Chordata; Mammalia; Rodentia; Dipodidae
Gene: Clmn
Product: calmin
Exons: 14
Coding region: 28-3135 (1035 amino acids)
Biological process (GO): negative regulation of cell population proliferation; nuclear migration
Cellular component (GO): nuclear outer membrane; cytoplasm; meiotic nuclear membrane microtubule tethering complex
Molecular function (GO): actin filament binding
Source: RefSeq, a predicted model, not a curated record
CGCGCCCCGGCCCGCCGCGCGCGCUUCAUGGCUGCGCAGGAAUGGGACUGGUUCCAGCGCGAGGAGCUCAUCGGGCAGAUCAGCGACAUCCGCGUGCAGAACCUGCAAGUUGAGAGGGAAAAUGUGCAGAAGAGGACUUUUACUCGGUGGAUAAACCUACAUCUGGAAAAGUGCAACCCACCGCUAGAAGUUACAGACCUGUUCGUUGAUAUCCAAGAUGGCAAGAUCCUAAUGGCUUUGUUAGAAGUCCUGUCUGGGCGCAGUCUGCUGCAGGAGUACAAAUCCUCAUCGCAUCGGAUUUUCCGCCUGAACAACAUAGCAAAAGCACUGAAGUUUCUGGAAGAUAGCAACGUGAAGCUGGUCAGCAUCGACGCAGCGGAGAUAGCGGACGGCAACCCCUCCCUGGUCCUCGGGCUGAUCUGGAACAUCAUCCUCUUCUUCCAGAUUAAGGAGCUCACGGGCAACCUCAGCAGAGGCUCCCCAUCCUCCAGCCUGUCACCUGGCUCCGGGGGCACAGACUCCGACUCCUCCUACCCCCCGACCCCCACCACCGAGAGGAGCACAGCGAUAUCUGUGAAAGACCAGAGGAAGGCCAUCAAGACCCUGCUGGCAUGGGUGCAGAGGAAGACGAGGAAGUAUGGCGUGGCGGUGCAGGACUUUGCGGGCAGCUGGAGGAGUGGGCUGGCUUUCCUGGCUGUGAUCAAGACCAUCGACCCCAGCCUGGUGGACAUGAAACAGGCUCUGGAAGAUUCCACACGGGAGAACCUGGAGAGGGCCUUCAGCAUUGCCCACGAUGCCCUGAACAUCCCCAGGCUUCUAGAGCCGGAAGACAUCAUGGUGGACACACCGGAUGAGCAGUCCAUCGUGACUUACGUGGCACAGUUUCUAGAACGCUUUCCGGAUCUGGAGCCCGAAGAUCCCAUGGAUCCAGACAAAGAAGUCCCCAUUGAGUGCACUUUUGUCCGCAUCAAGGACAGCCCUUCCGAACAGGAGAGCCGAGUGCUCUACCUGACCGAGAACGGGGAGCAGACCUACCGCGUCAACCACGAAACCAGCCACCCGCCACCUGCCAAGGUCUUUGUCUGCGACCAGCCCGAGAACACGAGGGGCCUCUGCCUGGAUGGCGUGUCCAGCCAGGCGCUGCUGGAAAGCUCCACGGAGUUCGUGCACCAGAUCCUUGACGAAGUCCUGCAGGCAGGCCAAGGGAAGACCAACACCACCAGUGAGCCAGCUCCAGAAGCUUCUAUCUUAUCAACCAGGAAGGAUGGCCGGAGGUCCAGCUCUUUGCCAAUCAAGAAGACCGUCCACUUUGAAGCUGACAUUUACAAGGAUGCCUCCUGCAGUAAGGACUCUUUCUACAGCCCAGACCUUCGCUUUGAAGGGACCCUGAGGGCCUCCCAGGAGCAGCUGAAGCAGGACGGGCACAUCUCACUGGUUGAGAUUGCUGAAGGAAAGAAGCCGGAACAGGAAGCGGGCCUGGCACUAGAAACGACCUCUGACAAGACCCCUGGGGACGUUGUUGGCACCGAUGGCAUGGUCCAUCCGGCUCGACCUCCCCAGGACCCCUCAUUCUAUAAUGGCUCUGUGGAGAGCCCGGCCGGCUAUGGUGACGACUCCUUGCCUCCAUCCUUCGGGGAAAAUGUGGUCAUGGCUGACUCCACUGAGCUCAGGGUUCAGCUGCUGGCUGUAGAAACCAUGGACAGCGAGGAAGGGUACUUUGAAAGCAUCCCACUGAAGGCCUCCAAGUUUAACAGGGACCUAGCGGACUUCGCGUCCACCAGCCAGGCUUGCAGUGAGGCCGCCCCUGGAGGGGAAGAGGGCUUCCAGAAUUAUGCUGACAAACUAGGGAAAAAGAAGGCCGGUUCUCCCCAUGCAAAGAUCGAGUUGUCCGAAGUGGAGUCCGGUAAGCACAAGCUUCCUCCUGAGGCCCCCGAGCGGGAAGGUCAGAGCUGUCAUCUGCCCCCGGGAGAGUCACCUGCGGAGAAAAAGCCUGAACUGUAUGAGAAGGCCAAGAGAAAGUCGUCUCGCCACAGCAGCGAAGAAGAGGGGGAGGCGGAAGGCCUCCCAGACAUCGAAGAGGAGUCACCCUCCAGCCCCCCGAGCACCAGCAUCAGCCUGGAGACGCUCGGGAGUCCCAGCGAGGAGGCCGUGGAUUUCAAGCCCUCCCCGCCCCUCUCCAAGGUCUCCGUCAUCCCCCACGACCUCUUCUAUUACCCACACUACGAGGUGCCCCUGGCCGCCGUGCUCGAGGCCUACGCGGAAGGUGGGGAGGACUUGAAAAGUGGAGAACCGGAGCCCCAAGAGCCAGAGUCUGGGGACUGUUUCCCUGACCUGGACCCCAGGCAGGAGGAGGACAACAGCUCCGAGAGCAGCAGCUUCUCCGUGCCUGGGGACAGCCAAUCCAGUGCCAGCGACCAGGCGCCCCUUGUCAACGGGGACGCCGUGCGGGUCACACCAACCUCAGGACCCGCCGCUCCAGACCCCCGUGAGAGCCACCAACCAAGAGAGACCGAAGAGAGUGGCCCUAUGCAAAGUCAGCAGCCCCAAGAGUGCUCAAACUCAGAACGCCUCGCUAGUCCACGAGAGGAAAGGGCACUGGAAGAGUCGACUAGCAGCAAGAAGAAGGAGAAAAGGAAGCACGUGGACCAUGUAGAAAGCUCAUUAUUUAUAGCCCCUGGGACUGCCCGCUCCUCGGACGAACUAGAAGAAGAUCCCUGUGAGCACAAAGUCCCUUCCAGGACUAGUCACAGUGAUUCCAGCAUUUACAUUCGGCGCCACACUAAUAAGUCUUUGGAAUUGGACCAUUUUAGCUAUGCUCAAUUGAGGAAUGCAGCCGAGCUAGACGACAAGAAAAACCGAAUACUAAACAGGUACAGUGCCCAGAAGCUAACUGAGCUGGUUUUACAGUUCUAUGGCAUCCGAGCAGACAUGAAGCAGCGGGCAUGCAGGCACGCCAGGAUGUCCAUGAAAGCCGCCGACUCGGGAGAAGCCGUGCCUCUGGGGAGCCAGAGUCCAUCCAGCGACUCCCUGACGCAGUUUGUCCAGCAGCCCGACGUGAUGUACUUCAUCCUCUUCCUCUGGCUCCUGGUUUACUGCCUGCUGCUCUUCCCGCAGCUCGACGUCAGCCGGUUCUGAGGCGCAUGCGCGUGUGGACAAUAAAAAAGCAAAAACAGGACAUUGACCAGGGCAGGGUUUUUCUGUUUCAUGUCUCUCCACCCAGGGUCUGGCCACUUCUGCACAUGUGGAAGAUCCUGGGGGACCUCGGGUCCUGAUCCUCCCCUGGUGUAACACGUGUUUAUCUCUGCUCGCUUCCCUUCGCUUUGUAAGAAUGGAGGACAGGCUUGCUUCCUAGGCUGUGUGCCCGGAGCUCAGGUUUGUGACUGGGUCCCUGGGUGAACCCCAUCCUGGUAUGCCUUGCUUGGCCAGAGGGUAAGCCCCCUUACUAAUGUGUGGCCCAAACCAGGAUCUUAGCGUGUGAACGUGCCAAGGUUUCCAGGUUCUGGAGAACUGAGUUACUUACUUACCUCUCAGGGGCAGCUCUGCCUGAUUUAGAGACGAACGGUGCCCACCACCACCAGGAAGAAGGCUGCCCAGCUUUGCUGCAAAGGUGGGAGAUGCUGCAGGCCGUGUGCCCGUUGAGUCCCUGUGGUGGGCCGUAUUCGGGGGGGGGGGCAUCCAAUGAAGGCUCCUGCCGGCUCCCUGGAAGGCACAUCCAGGCAUUGGCCAACUCCAAGGACAAGGGUGCCAGCUUUGUUGUGAGCCAAAGCACACUCUUCCUGAAUUCACCCUGGUUUUCUUGGGGGGGUGCGUUUUUAGUGUGAUCUGCAAACCUUCUCCACCAGUGGGACCCUCCUGUCGGGCGAAACCUGAGAGCAGCUGGUGUAGACGUGCAUUAAGGGCAAAGCGCUUGCUAGCUGGGGUCGACCCGAGACCCCGCCCACUUUGCUGCGCUCUCUGUGCGGACACUGAAGUCCCUGCAGAGCGCCGUGAAGGCCCCAAGGAGCUGGAAGUCACCGGGCUGAGAAUAAUCUCCCACUGAUGCUAGAGCCAGAGGGGUCCCUUCCCCUGUCUGGCCUUAGGAUGCACGUCUUUACUCCAGGGGCCCUAGGGAGCUGGUCACAAUGGGUUUCUUAAGAGACUUUCUGGAAAGCACUGGGAGGUAGAGUGGAGCAGGCAGCAAAUGAGAGCAAGAGGCGUCUCCUACCGUCCCAUCUUCCUCUGUCCAAGCUCCCUUUGUCCUUCCCCUGUGAAGACUCAGGUCAGACAAGGAUGCUUUGGUUCCCUUCCCCUUGUCCUCCCUCUCACAGGGCAGGUAUGAAGAAACUACAGCCUCAGAACGUGGAAAACUGAGUCAGGAGAGGCCUCGGGACAUCUGGCCUAGCUGAAAGCAGAGACAGAACAGGCUGACCAGGGUCAUGCAGCCCAUCAGGAAGACCUGUUGUGAGCACUCAGGUCAUCUGAUGCCUGGUCCAGAGCUGCCAGUUUUUGUAGGAAACUUUCAACUGGGUAUACAAAAGUCCUUAAAAAAAAUGUCAACACGAUUAAGUUAAAUGUUCUCAAAGAUAAAGAUUUUAGACCCUUGUUUUGUUAUUGUA